AUGGAUGGGGGCUCCGGAGCCCCCCCCAGCCCAGGAUGCUGCUCCGCCCGCUGCCCCAGCUCCAGCUCCAGCCCCAGCCCCAGCUCCAGCUCCAGCCCCAGCCCCCAAGCUCCUGCAGCUCCUGCUGCUCCUGCAGCUCCUGAUGCUCCAGCUGAUCCUGACAAUCCAGAGGGGGCUGAAGGUGAAGAAGCCCCUCCCCCUGUUGUCUACAACCGCUAUGCAGACGACACCAUGCGAUAUGUCAUCAGGAAGUUAAGAGAGAGGAAGGAUGUCCUCAAAGACAAGGUGGUUGACCCCUACGCCACGUCCCCAGAAGUCAGUCCACCUGUCACGCCUAUUUUCAAGAAGCAGGACUACAUCAGGCUAAAAGAAGAGGAGCGGAUAGCCAAGGAAGAAGCAGACAAGAAGAAGGCGGAGGAAGCAGCCAAGAAGGCAGAGGAGAAGAAGAAGAAAGAUGAAGAGAAGAGACUGGAGGCGGAGAAGAAGGCGGAGGAGGAGAGGCUGGCGGAGGAGGCCAGGAAGAAAGCCAAAAUCCUCCCCGACAUCAGCUGCUCCUGCUUCGACGUCCUCUUCCGGCCAGUGGAGGAGAAGAUGGACACCGUCCUGGGAACCACCCUCGACCCUUUCACAGAUCGCCGCUACAUCGCCUGGCUGAGCGUGGUCGCAGUGGCCUACAACUACAACUCCUGGUUCGCCACCGCCCGGCUGGCCUUCCCCUUCCACAACGCCACCGUCAACCCGUACUGGAUCUUCUUCGACGUGGUCAGCGACAUCGUCAACGUCAUCGACAUUGUGAUCUGGCAGCCUCGCCUUCAGUUCGUCAAAGCCGGGGACAUCAUUAAAGAUAAAGUGCAGUCCAAGGUGCAUUACAGGAAAUCUCUCAGAUUCAAGACCGACAUCUUCAGCAUCCUCCCGUUCGACCUGCUCUGUCUGAGGUUCCCCUUCUCCUCCUUGUAUCGACUGAACCGCUGCAUCAGGAUCGAGUCCUUCUUUGAGUUCAGCGAUCGACUGGAGAGCAUCAUGGCCAAGGCUUAUAUCUGGAGAGUGGGCCGCACCACCGGCUACCUGCUCUUCAUGCUGCACCUCAACGCCUGUGCGUACUACAUCGCCUCGCUGUCCCAAGGCCUCGCUUCGUCCACAUGGGUGUAUGACGGACAGGGAACCGCGUAUCUGCGCUGUUACUACUUCGCUGUGCGCAGCCUGAUCAAUAUCGGGGGUCUUCCGGAACCGAUCACCACCUUCGAGAUCACCUUCCAGAUGUGCAACUUCUUCAUUGGCGUCUUCGUGUUCUCCAGUCUGAUCGGACAGAUGAGGGACGUGAUCGGAGCGGCGACGGCAGGUCAGACGUACUUCCGGGCCUCGAUGGACGGCUGUGUGGAGUACAUGAACACAUACACCAUCCCCAGGAUCGUCCAGAACCGAGUGCGGACCUGGUACAACUACACCUGGGACUCUCAGGGCAUGCUGGACGAGUCUGAGCUGCUGGAUAAGAUGCCUCUGGUGAUGCGAAUCGCCAUCGCCGUCGACGUCAACCUGGCAACCUUCCAGAAGAUCGCUCUGUUUCAGGGCUGCGACCAGCAGAUGCUGGUCGACAUGCUACUGAGGCUCAAGUCCAUCAUCUACCUACCCGGAGACUUCGUCGUGAAGAAGGGAGACAUCGGGAAAGAGAUGUACGUGAUCAAAAGCGGCGCGGUGCAGGUGGUGGGAGGACCCGACAACAGCAUCGUGUUCGUCACGCUGAAGGCCGGCUGCGUGUUCGGAGAGAUCAGCCUGCUCCAGUCGGCCAAGGACGGGGGGAACCGGCGCACGGCCAACGUCCGCGCUCACGGCUUCGCCAACCUCUUCGUCCUGGAGAAGAAGGACCUGUUCGACAUCCUCGUCCACUACCCCGAGUCUGAGAAAGUGCUGGCCAGGAAAGGCCGGAAACUGCUCAAAGCCAAAGGACCAGUCGCUGCAAAAGCAGAGGACAAGCCCAAAGGGCUGAAUGUGUUUGGACAGAAACCGCCAACGCCCAAGAUCAUGAAACUCUUUGGAAACAUACGCAAAGGACAGGCGGCGAAGAAAGAGAACGAGUAGAACCAAGAGCAGGAUGCGGGAUCGUCUCCCAUGCUCUACUUUCUUUUUUAUAACGAUCAUUAAAGAGAAAUUCCCCUCAUGUGACGACACCAAUAAACCAGAUGUGAUCAGGCAGCAGCUGAAGGUCAACAGCAUGAUUGCACACUGUAAAAUAUGUCAAUUUUCAUAUAAAACAAGGUUA
Molecule: messenger RNA, 2257 nt
Organism: Salarias fasciatus (jewelled blenny)
Lineage: Eukaryota; Metazoa; Chordata; Actinopteri; Blenniiformes; Blenniidae
Product: cyclic nucleotide-gated cation channel beta-3-like
Exons: 17
Coding region: 1-2076 (691 amino acids)
Biological process (GO): monoatomic cation transmembrane transport
Cellular component (GO): plasma membrane; photoreceptor outer segment; intracellular cyclic nucleotide activated cation channel complex
Molecular function (GO): protein-containing complex binding; cGMP binding; intracellularly cGMP-activated cation channel activity
Source: RefSeq, a predicted model, not a curated record